Messenger RNA from Sus scrofa (pig), 2645 nucleotides. RefSeq names its product zinc finger CCHC-type containing 10 (gene ZCCHC10). Gene Ontology annotation, molecular function: nucleic acid binding; zinc ion binding. The record is from RefSeq and is a predicted model, not a curated record. NCBI's taxonomy places the organism in Eukaryota, Metazoa, Chordata, Mammalia, Artiodactyla, Suidae.
CCUUCAAAAGCCUUGUUCAGAAGAGACAACCGACCUCACUCCUCUUCCUCAAACAAGGGCCCGACACAGGCCCAACCCCCUACUUGCCCCAGAAGCUGCCCCCGCGACUCGCCAGGCGGGACUAGCUCCGCCCACGCCGACAGCCUCCAGGGUUCGAAGGCCCCGCCCCCUUGGAGGAACUUCCCAAAAUCCUGCGCGGCGGGCGUCAGCUGCGCUAAGAUGGCGACUCCCAUGCAUCGGCUCAUAGCCCGGAGACAAGCUGAAGCAAAUAAGCAACAUGUGAGAUGUCAGAAAUGCUUGGAAUUUGGACACUGGACUUAUGAAUGCACAGGGAAAAGAAAGUACCUCCAUAGGCCUUCAAGAACAGCAGAACUAAAGAAAGCUUUAAAAGAAAAGGAAAACAGAUUAUUAUUACAACAAAGCAUUGGAGAAACUAAUGUAGAAAGAAAGACCAAGAAAAAAAGGUCUAAGAGUGUGACCAGUUCCAGUAGCAACAGCAGUGACAGUUCAGCCAGUGAUUCUUCAUCAGAGAGUGAAGAGUCGUCUACCUCUUCCUCCUCAGAGGACAGUGACACUGAUGAAAGCUCCUCCAGUUCUUCAUCUUCAUCCUCCACCAGCUCCUCCUCAUCCUCUGAUUCAGACUCAGAUUCCAGCUCUUCCAGUAGCAGCAGCACCAGCACAGAUAGCAGCUCUGAAGAUGAACCAUCACGGAAGAAGAAAAAGAAAUAGAAUUGCUCCAACCGUACUGGACUGAUGGACUGAAAACUUUAAUGUGAUUCUCAGAAGGGAAUUUAGAAUGUGUUAAGGCCAAAUAGAUUAACUGGUCAAAAUUUCUGGAGUCCAAAAGUUUCUAAAUGUUUUUCAUUGUAAGAACAUAAAGAGUAUUAGUAAUUGAUUAUAUUAUAAAGACUUUUUUAAGGGUAAAUCUUGUUUUUCUUUUUUAUCUUUAAAAUAUAUCUCUAAAAUUAAUCACAGCUGAAAUCCAAUAAAUUUAUGUUUUCUCCCUGUGAAAUAAAUGCCAUACUUUAUGAUAUGUUAGUGCUAUGUACCAGCCAUGUUUUUUGGAUAAUGCAUCAAAAUAUCUGACAGUGAAUUUUUAAAGCUUUUGGCUGUAUGUUAUUAUGUAAGAUUUAAUACAUUGUUACUAUAAGCUUAGGAGUUUUCCUACUGUUAAUAAAUGUGGUCUAUUUUUAUGUUUAUGUUCAGAAAGUUACUCUGACUUCUUGUCCUAAAUUGAAAGUUCAAGGAACCUAUUAAUAAAUUUAUACCUUUUGGAUGGUACAAAUUUCUAGUUACUGUAUCAUAUCAUUCAUUUUUUUCUGGUUCUUAGAGUUACCCUUUUCCGAGGAAAAUUAUUCUAGAGGAACUUUUAAAAGGGAACAAAAAUUCUUAAACUAUAUAGGGAUCUAAUCUUGGUUUUCUGUUGAUAAAUCCAGUGUAUCAAAAAAGAAAACAGUCAUUUGAAAAACUAAGUUGAGUUCCCAUCCUGGCUUCGUGGGUUAUGAACCCAACUAGUGUCCAUGAGGAUGUGGGAUUGAUCCCUGGUCUCAAUGAGUGGGUUAAGGAUCCACUGUUGCCAAGAGCUGUGGUAUAGGUCACAAAUGCAGCCCUUGGAUCCUGAGUUGCUGUGGCUGUGGCAUAAACUGGAAGCUACAGCUCCGAAGAAAAGCUAACUUAAGUAAAAGUGAUAUAAAUCCCUUUGUGUGUUAAUGUGCUACAAAAUACCAUUCAGAAGGGGAAAGAGGUAGGAAGAAGAGAGGUAAUUUUUACAGAAUAUUAGAGUAAUAUUGGUUGCCUUUUACUACAAUUUCUUUAAGUUUUCAUAGAGAUUGCCUUUUACCAUUUUGCAAUUGUGGUAUGACAGUUUUUGUGGUAACUGGUAAUAGAUGACAGUCUACUGCAUAAAUGUGAAUGAUUUGGAUUAAUCUGUUGCAGUUACAUGGUAUAUAAACAGUUGAAAUCUAGUGUGAAAGUUUAAAAAGAAAUACUGCACAAUAUUUCUUAAAAGUGAAAUACUCUGUCCUGGUGAAAUUAUUUGGUUUAACAUCAGAUUAUUUUGCGAGGUCUUUUGAACUUUUUGGAAAGUGGUAUCACUUGUAGAAAAAUUUUGAUUUGGGUUAAAUACAUUUUUUUAGUAUAGUAGAUUUAUAAUGUUCUGUCAAUUUCUGCUGUACAGCAGAGUGACCCAGUUAUACAUUUAUACACAUCUUUUUUUUUUUUUACAUUAUCUUCCACCAUGCUCCACCACAAGUGAUUAUAGUUCCCUGUGCUAUACAGCAGGAAAUAGAGGUUUUUAAAAUUACAGAUAUCUUUUAUAUUUCUAUGAAAAAGUAGUAAAAGAUUACUUUUGAAGAAGAUGGACUUCUAUUUAAAUGUUUAUGUGUGUUAUGAGUUUAAGGAUCUGUCAUUUCCUGUUUUAUCUGCUUUCAGUGAUUGUCAAUAAACUCUCAAAACAUCAUUUCAAGGCUCCAUACAGAUUGUGUCUGUUGACAGGCAAAUUUGAUAAUUUACUAGCGAAGUGCAAUUUACAGUGUUUGUAAUUUCUGUAAGAGAAAUUUUAGCAGUUAAAAAACUUGGAAGGGAAAAAUUGUAUACAUAGGUUAUAUCACUUGUAAUUAAAUAAAAUUCAGUUUGUGCUGAUAAGC